UGGUGGCAGCUUGACGAAGUUUUUGGAUUCUGCCGAUUGCGCGCAUUGAAAUUGAACGUGAAAAAUAUGAUUUGUGAUUAAACCAAGAUUCAUUUGGCGGGUGACUUGAGCGUUGAUUUCUUUUUUUAUUUAUAUUUAAAAUCGUUUGUAACAUUGAUGAAUUAUAUAUUCUAUCGAAAAAUUUUAGUUUGAAAGUUUAUUGCCCUUUCUCUCUGGAAACUAGUUUUUGAAAUCUAGCGAGUGCAUUUUUAUAAAAGUGUAAAAUGCGUUCUUUUGUUGUUUUCUAAUUUUAAAAGAUGCGCAGCUUGCUAAAUUUGUUUAGUUUUUGUGCAGUAGCAUAGUUUAAUGUUUUCUACAUCCUUGCUGAUGCAAAGGUUGGUAUAGCUGUCUAAAUGACUCACUCACAAAGUACACAUAGUCCAUCCAAAUCUUCCAAGAUUUGCUCUGUCCUCAGAGUGGAUAAGGAAGUUGAUUUUCUCUUAGAUGAAGAUGACAUAACAUACUUGGCCACUGUACCAACUACGAGAACUAUUGAAGAUUCUCGCAAAAAUUAUUCUAAAAACAGUCUUACUUACAAUCCAUGUAUUUCAUUUCUAGAACCCAGUAUUGAAAAAAAUGAGGUCACUGACAAAAAGAAAAGUAUGUCUUGCUCAUCUAGUUUAUAUACAGGCAAAAAUAAUCCUAAAAAAAGGAAACCAAGUACAAUCACCAACUCUUACGUAAAUAUUGCAAAAAGACUUAAGAGAGACAACAUUCGAAACAAUAAGCCAUCACUUAGAAACAAUGGCUCUCAAUUGGCACGAGUGAAAUUUAAAACAGAACGAAAUAGAUCAUCUGAUCCUGAUGUAAAAAUUAUAAAAGUUUUUACACCCUCCCAAUCAAGAUCUAGUGUUAGUGGGAAAAGAGUAGUAGGUCUCAAGAAUGGCAUUAGAGGUAAAACUAUAGUGACAAAGUUUAAUAAUAACUUGUUCAAGCAAAAGCCUGCUGUCAAACAAGUACCACAGGUGAAUUGUAAGCCUUUUUCACUCGCUGAUGAUGGAAAUUCCAUAAAUGAAGCUGAUACUGCUCCUCUAAUAGGACCAGAAUUAUAUUCAGAUAUGUGCUCAAAUGAAGCUGUCUGUGAUGUAUCAAGUAGCCCUCAAAACAAGUGGCUUUCGACCAAUGGAUCAACCGAUGUCUCCCUUUUUCCAAAUGGGAAUUCUGGCAUCGAAGAAUCUCCAACGAGUAGCUCUGAUAAAAGUGAUGGCUCCUUUGAGACAAAAACUAUUGUGAGCAGGAGAAAGCCCAGAGAAAUAGACCAAUUGUAUGCGAAUUUGAAUGAAAUCUCAUGGGCUCAUGAGCAUGAUUUCAAGAAGUUGCUGAAUAAUGAUGAGAUGAAGAAUACUCGAAAAGCAACUGCAAUUUCCCUUGGGACAAAUCAGGGAAGAAUAUUGAGAAAUAUACAAGAGUUGAAAGCUAAGAAUCGGAAUGUGAAGAAAGUUGCGAGACCAAAGGGCAAACUAAACCGUGUUCUGAAAGCUAAGCAAAGCAUUCAGAAUAAAAAUGUAUUGUUGAAUAAUAUUCAGCAACGAAAUAGCAGUAGCAUGGUUAAACAUGCAGAUAAGAUAAAGAAAAGAAUUUAUCAAGAUAUCAAAAUGAAAGCUAAAAACGACAAAGUUCCUUCAGCUAAAUCAAAGCUAAACAAGUCUUUAAAGACCAAUGGUCCCAAAAAGAUUGCUAAAAAAACCAAUGCUGCCUUAAAACCUAAGUUUAGGCAGGGCGUGAAAGUUAAGAUGGGUGCUGGUGUUAAGAAAAAUAAAAUCUUAAAAACUACAGUUAAUGGCACCAAUAAAAAAGCUCAGUGUCUUACGAAAAUGAAAGACAUCAAACCGAAAGUACCUGCUGUAAAAACUAAAUUACUUAAUUCUAAGGUGGCCUUAAAGCAAGCCAUGUCUACCAAUUUAAUGCUUCAAAAGAAAGAAAUGCCCGAAUCUUCUGGUGUUAGUUUGCAAAAGUUCAACAAAAAAAAUUGUACAAAAUCAGAAACUUGUACUGUUUCAAGUAACAAAACUACAGUUAUAAAAAGUGCCAUAAAAAAGUUCGAGCAAGUUGAAAUUUCAAAUCAGAUUGAUUUAUUCAAACGUUUUCUGGGUGAAGAUUCUAACUUAUUUUCAGCCUUGCAACAAGGCUCCAAGUUACGUGUAUCUUUGGAACCUCUUGAGCACACAAGUCAUUGGAAUUCAACCUUUUAUGAAGAAUUUAAAAAUCAAGUUCUUACUCAAGCUUUUUGCAAAACUUUAGAGAUGGAAAAUCAAGAUUCUCUUCAUAGCAUGUUUCGAAAUCUAGAUGAAGUAAUUUUUAAUCAGAAAAAUGAUGAUAAAAUGUCAAAGAAACGAAAAACAGAAGAAGAAAGCUUAAGAUCCAGUGUGAGACAAAUUGAAGGAUCAUAUCGUUAUAAAGAAAUUGUUGUAAAGAGGCACAAAUGUUACUUGCAAGUUGUUAUUGUUCCAAAUGUCAGCAAAAGAAACUGUUUGUCUAUUGAGACCAUGAAAGAAUUGAAAGAAGCAUUUUUACUUGCAAAGAAAGAUUCAACAUUGCGAGCUGUAUUGUUGAGCAGUAGCGGUCCUUAUUUUUGUGGAGGCAUUGACUUGUCGCAGUUAAUUGGAGAUUAUAAAAGACAAAUGGCAGAAGAAAUGUCCUUAGUUAUGAGGGACCUUAUUCUAGCUAUAUCAUCUGUUUCUAAACCAAUUAUAGCCGCAGUGAAUGGAUGUACAAUUGGUUUUGGUGUGGCAAUCCUGGCAUUAUGUGAUAUUGUGUUAGCAAGUGACAAAGCAACCUUUUGUAUACCUGCUACAAAACUUGGGUAUGUGCCUGAAGGAGGUUUAAGUUUGACAUUGCCACAAGUUAUUGGUUCUGGGAGGGCAUGUGAAUUACUGUUGCAAGGAAGACGUUUCACUGCAGCGCAGGGACUUAGUUACGGUUUUGUUUCAGAAAUAAUGUGGCCUACAAGGCUGAUGAAUGACCUCAUACCUAGAUUAGACAAUCUUCUUUCUCACCCACCUCAGGCGAUGGAAGCCACCAAGUCGAUGGUACGCAGCCACCUUUGGGACAAGCUGAAGGCUCAAAUCGAGAAGGAAUGGCGAAUGCUUCCCCCGCUCUGGCUUAGCGCCGAAUGUCAGAAUAACAUGAAGAAAAUGUUAAAGACAGGAUGGCUCGAUGACUGAAUAUUCGCACGAUUAUCUUUCCUCCUCUUUUUUGAAAUAUGUAUUUUGAAUAAUAAAAUAUUUAGUUUUCGUAAGUA
Messenger RNA from Uloborus diversus, 3280 nucleotides. RefSeq lists its product as uncharacterized. NCBI's taxonomy places the organism in Eukaryota, Metazoa, Arthropoda, Arachnida, Araneae, Uloboridae. The transcript has 7 exons. The coding region runs from base 393 to 3203 and encodes 936 amino acids. The record is from RefSeq and is a predicted model, not a curated record.